AUUUGUUAAUUAAAUAUGUAGAGUUAUUCUCUUUCAUGUUUUGCUGUCAUAAGGCCUUAUUUUCAUUACUGUGGAAUCCAGGUGGGAUUUUAAAGGGGCCUUUUCACAGAUUUUGGCAUGUUUUGAAGUUGAUUAAAGUAGAAGGCAAUGCAAUGAAGGGUGUCUCUUCAUCACCAGCCAUUUGUACAGUUGUGCGAUCUAAAGCUUGUCAGAUUCGCAGAUCUCUAAGCCGAAACAGCAUUGAUGUGAAGGGAGCAUUUGUGCUUGAAAAAGUGUGGACGUUUGAAGGCGAGGACAUAGGCCAUGGUUCUCAGGACAAUCUCUCAGAAAGUGAUGAUGCCAGAGACGCAUGGUGCAGCAAACAUUGUUGGUUUCUUUCUACCAAUCUACUGACCUCACAGUCUUGUGCAAGGUGCUUGAAAAGGAUUUUGCCCAAGAGAGCUGUAUACAAAUGCAAAGCGUGUAAGCGACUGUGUCAUUUAAAGUGCGCUGCCGAACCAAACUGUGGUACAUUCCUAGACAGCUCCAUAUACUCUCCAAAAGCUGAAGGAGUGUUCUCCAGAAAACGCCCCGCAGAAAAACCUGCUGAUAUGAAUCUCCAGGCAUUUGUCGCAGAUCAUGAUUGUAGCCCCAUGCAGUCCUGCAAGUUUGUCAGAAAGGAAACACCUAAACGCCAUAACGGAAAAAGACCAUUCCAGAGGCUUGACAUACACAAGCAGAAUGGAGGCAUCGAGUUCACAGAAAGGGCUUACAGCCUGGAUGAAGAACUGCCACAUGACAGCACCAUUGACAAGAAGCAAAUCGUUGACAGUGGACUUAGUGGUGAGCUCCAAAAGUCACAUAAAAAACAAGGCAUCUUCAGCUUAAGAGAAAACAUUGUAAAGAGAUGUCGGUCUAUCAAGAAAAAGGUGAAGAAUAUAAGGGACAAGUCGUUUUCUAGUGAAGAAAAGCCCUCAAUGGAGGAAGAGCCCAGCAGCCAGUGCACAUCUAGAAGCUCAGCCGACCCAGAUGCGCAGGCCAGUGACGAUCGCGAGGCCUGGGCUAGGAGUCCUGUGCGCACCCGACUGCGAACCAGGCAGCUUGAACUGCGCAGAGAAUCCAUGAGAGCCAAAAUACUGGGGAAGAAAAGAUUGGAACGCAACCCAGAAAACUCGACUUGGCCCACUUUUAGGAAAUCUGGGCGACCUCUCCCUGCCUUUGAUAAAGCUCUGGAUGGGAUCUGUGACAGAUUGGAGGUGGUGGAGCAGCGAGUCUGCAAGCUGGAGACCAGCAUACCUCUGGAGAUUGCAGAGUGGAGGAAGUUGCAGAAGCAAUUUCAGAUGGAAGUGAUUACUGAUAAUAGUAAAUGCCAGGACCAGUAUGCUGAAAAGACUUACAAAGAGACAUGUCCCAAGAGGUUGGAGGCAGAAGGACAGUUUGUGUCCACAAGUUCAGGGACCACAUCAGAUGAGAUUUACGUAGUACCGGAAUAUCCCAGUAUCAAAAGUUACGAUCUAUCAGGUCACAUGAUGCACAACACUGUUCACAUGGGUUAUGGCCUAGAUAACAUGAUGCCAGGGAGCGAUGCCAUUAGUCAGAAAGAGCAUUCCGUCAUGUACAGUCCAAUCACUUCCAAUAAUGAUUCCAUGCCCUCUGGACUGUACAACAAAAACUUGUUAAAUGUUCAGUCCAGAAGACGGGGUGACGACUACAUCGACCAUCAGACCAGCACACCUGUCACGGCCAGAGAGAUGUCCUUCCGUUCAGCCUCCAGGAACUACGAGAAAACACACCAGAUUAGGCACACCAAUGUCACCACAAUCAGUGUUGAUCAUUCGUAUACAUCGGAAUCACAUGCAGAGCUUGUUGCACCAGCGAAGAGCGUGGAAAAGGAGAAAAAGUAUGAAUUUGAAAUGGGGACAAAAGUUGGCUGCGCAGUAAAAAAGUCUGAUUGCUUGGAUGAUGUUGAUGGGCCACAAACCCAUGUGUUUAGAGCAGAUGAAAAAUAUAUUUCAGAAGAAUUUAAAUUUGAAAAUGCACCCAGGUCUCCUAAAGAAAAGGUUCUGUCCCCUGAACAGCUUGCAGUAAAAAGCUUUUUGAGUAAGCGUUCGAGUGAACAGAAAAAGCCAAAUAUUGUCGUCUCAAAUAUAACAUCAAAGGUACAAUCAGCUGAUCUCUGCCAGAGUGCUGAUACUGAGUGUCCUGAUCUGCAGAGCCCUGGCAUUGUUAGACAGCUGAUCAGCCACUUCAAUCAGUCACCACCGAUAGCGUCGUCAACAUUUUAUGAGGGGUCACAUCUGUCCCCUUCCUUCACAUUUCGACAUGAUCCAGAAGCCAGUCACUACUCGUUUGCGAAAAUAGACCAUGAGGAAUCCAAUUCAGAUCACCGACAAGAGGAAAAAGGUCCAAGCAAGAAUGCCUCAUCCCGUUCUGACCUUGAACAUACUUUUGUGCUGCGAAAUGACAGCCAGAUGAUUUACACAAAUGCAAGUGAGGAUUUGCCUGGGUACACAAGAAACCAUUCAUUCUUUGUUGGUUCCACGUUAGGCGCUGCUGGGCAGACCUACCUAGAUGAUUCUGAAAGUGAGCAUCGGGAACCUGUAAUCCGUAUGGAAGUUAAGGCUGAUAUUGAGACUGAUGCUCCAAGGGAGUUUGACCGUCUAGUAAAAUCUUCCAAAUCUGAUCAAAGACCAUCACCUGGUUCAGUUUCUAAGGAUUGCUUGUCACUGACAAAUGUCACAGAGUUAACGGGCGAUUAUUUCAACAGUUUUGCAGAUGUAAGAGAGAAUGUUGGAAAGUGUGAUGCGGCAAAUGUUUCAAGGUUUCAGAGAGACCAACUUAGACCAACGUCCCGGGGGAAGAUUGACGAGACGGGUGAUGGGCGGAAGCCUCCGUGCAUUAGAAAAUACAAUCAUUAUGUGCCUGAUGUGGAUUUCCUGAAAGAGGCUAAGAAACGUUUGGAGACGUUCAGGAAAAAAAGGUCUGGGGAGGCUGAUGCAGGAAUCACACUUGAAAAGUUGCCAAGAAUUCCUGUGAGCAUGGAUAGUGAUGUGAAACCGGCGGGUGUCAAUGGGAUUUGUGCAUAUGUUGAAACGUGCUGUCUUCCAGAAAAGCAUUUUGAUUGCCUGACAACUGGAUCGAGAGUAUAUUUGAAGGAUGCCCAUGAAAAUGCUUUAGCAAAGAAUAAAUGUAGCCCCCAAAAAGCUCUUGAUGAAGUUUCUAAUUCUGGGAAAAAGAUUUAUGAAAAUCCCGCUGAAACAAAUAAGGAAACAGGAAAAAACGGCACCAUAGAUUGCAAACAUAUGGUUGACUCCACUAAAGAAUUUGAAGAUAUUGAAAAGCAGCUUCAAGAACAAUCAUUAGCUUCAAAACACAGGAUCAGUCUUUCUCUGACCCACUUGCCAAACAUAGACUCUCUCUCUCACGAACAAAGUCAUAGACAGAAAUCUUUUAGCUGUACAAACAGCAUUGAUGGUGAUGCUAGGUCGUUAAUGAAUGACAGCGCACGUUACCAUUUUCUUAACGACAAAGGCAUGAUUAAGAUAAGUUCCCCAAGUCUGAAACUUCUCUGUGAGGACCAAGGAAAUGCACCGAGAAAACCACGAUCGCGGAGGUACAAUAACAUAGAUGAAGAGUCAGAUGUUGAAGAAAGCGAAAGUGGCAGUGAAAUGAGCGGGGAGUACUUUGUGGACAGCAAGUUUCACAUUCCUCAGCUGAAUUAUGGUAAGACCUCCUCUGAAAUCGGCUCUCGUCAGUCCAAAAGUGACACAGUCUACAGUGAAAUGACUGAAAUGACUCCAUCUACUGAACUGGAUGAGAAUCGUCAGUUGGAUCUAGAGAACCAUCAUUUCGAGGAAAUGCUUAAGGAUGUGGAUGCCUAUCAGAAAGAUAUGGACGCUGUAGUGAGCUGGAUAAACAACAGAUACAACGAUGAUGAAGAUGUCGGAGAGUAUGAGCAUGAGCUUGAAAUGUUGAUGAACGAGCAGGAAGGCAGUCACAGUGUGGAAACUGAUGGAUUCCACAGUGUUAAAACUGAGCCUGGGAGCUCCGACCACCAGAUUGGUUCCUGUUCCAACUUGCAAAGUCCCAGCGAUGAUUCUGUGUACUACAGUGUGCUGGGGCAGUCUCUAGAACUAAAGAAUGUUGUGUCUCCAGGGAGAAUGGAUCAGUUUAAUAAUCCUGUGACAAAGAUGGAUGAUGAACUCUGUGCUGGUUUGAUGGAGACUCUUAAGAAUGGCAGCGUACAAGAUGUCACUGAUUUUCUGAAUUCAGACAGGACUAUUAGCGAGCUGGAAAUCAGACAGGCAACACUCUGGGCUUUAGAAAAGGAAAACUUUGAGAUCACUAUGCUGCUGUUAAAUGAUAUUUGUAAACUUAUAUGUGCUGCUGAAGAAGACAAUUGUGUAGAUGUGUUUCCAGCUUAUCGAGAGAGCAAACGUUGGAAGCCAAUUUUCGUAAUUUUGACGAAGCAGAAUUUCCAAGGAGAUUGGGAUACUUUUAUGGGUUUUCCUGUGUACAGGAGACGGUAUGACCUUGUUAACUCAGAAGCUGCUAUGGUGGUCAACAGUGUCUUUGUUAGAAAACACCCUUUAAAAGUGGAGGAUUUUAAAACUGUAAAACGUGCAUUAGAUUCAGUGGACUUACAUAAGCAGCAUAGAAAUAUCACUCUUAUAAAUGCAUGCUCUUGCAAGUCAAAGAAAAAUGGUAAAGUUAUCAAGAAAGGUUUGUGCAUCGUUAUUCACUGUUUGAUAAAGGGGUUCAUUCCCUUUGAUGAGGAGCCCUUCCCAAAAGAGUUGUCUGGGAUACCAGUAGAUGUGAGGGAAGGGUAUUUCAGACUCGGUGUUGGCACACCGAUAGGUGAAUCAAAUGCCCAGGGGGACACGUCAGUAGAGGGUGAAGAUACUGAACAAGAUAUUUCCGGAAGCUCUGGAUCUCUAGGAACAAAAUCAGAGACACAUUCUGAAUCUGAGUCAAGGUCUCAGAUUUCAGGUUCUGAAACAAGGUCAAGGUCUAAAACAGAACAUGUGAAUUCUCAGUCCAGUUUAAGUGUGGGUGGUCAGUCUAAUUCAAGGUCAUGUUCAGAUAUUGAAGAAAAGGAGGGGGGCAAAAUUCAAAGACAAAUGGAGAAAAAGGCGGCCAGCAAAAAUAGCAGUCCUGACAGCAAGUUCUCGGUGGACAGUUUUAAGAGAUUGCCGUCACCAAGAAAACGAGUAGGAAAGGAAUCGCCACAGAAGAAAACAAAGCGUGUGUUAGAUGACCACAGCUAUGAGACAGACUCGGACAUAGGGGAGCUGGUUGCUAAGGCAAUGGGACCAGGUGGUGAUGUGAUGUUACACAACAACAAUGUCCAGUACAAGGAAAUCCAACCAUGUGGUCAUGGCGAUACACUGGGAAGCCUUCUGAUUGGCUCCAGCAUCAGCCUAGUGGGAAGAGCCAAGAGGGGCACCCUAGGGGGUUUUGUCGUGCUGCCGGGGGGUGAACUGGGGUUCAUCGCUGCUGGUCACGUUGUGCGUGCUGCUGCUACCAGCGAAGGGGCCAAAGUAUGCGUCUUCAGUGACGGCCGGACUGGUAACCAGGGUGAUUGGUAUGUGUGUGGAGAGGUGGCCAAGGUGGUGCAGUCAGAGGGUAAGGCCAAUAUGCCUGGCGUGGAUGUUGGGGUGGUCAGAAUCACCAGUCAUCAGCCUUUGCAGGCAGGAUUCAGACCUGUGCCAGAGCAGGUCUUGAAAAAUGCAGGAUUUUGCAACAAUUCAAGACCCAAUUUUGAGAGGGGACACAUUUUGAGCUGGACAGAGCUGUUUGAUGACAAGAAUGAUGGAGGAACACAAGUUCUCAAAUUUGGCGCCACAACAGGCCUUACAUUGGGUCACAUUUAUGGGGAAUGUGCAUAUGCCCAUCAAGAAGGCUAUCAGAACUGCAGAGAUAAUGAGAGGAUCACCCUGCUACACCAACUAGAGAUUCUCGGGGCCUAUGGAUCACCACAUGGGUUUUUCAGGGCCGGGGAUUCCGGCUCAUUGGUCUUCGUUUCCAGGGAAACCGAUCUGCAGUGCGUUGCUAUAGCGAUUGGUUACACAAGCUACGGAUCCUGUAUCGCAACCCCUAUUGAAGCUGUGUUUGAAGCAAUUGGUCCAGGAAUAAAGUUUGUGGAUUUUACAUUGUGCCAGAGCAGUUUUUAGGUGAUUAUGUGCGCUCCAUACCUUUAUAUAGAAACAUGUUAGCAAGUUUUUAACUUUUGAAUAAUCUUGAUCUGUUUGUAGGAAAUGAAAACCAGUUAGCUGUGCUUCAUGUGAUGAUGAUAUUAACAUGGCUUUGCUUGUAUAUUGAAUGAAAUUUGAAGUAUUUUAUGUAAGCUGUUAGAAUUAUGAGUCUGUUGUCAGUAAGUGGCAACAGGUGCUUGAACAUCGACAGAAAGAGAUUUAUAAAAAAAAAAUAUUAAAGCUUAAAUGAUGGACAGGUGUUUUUGUAACAUAGGUUGCCCUUUAGUUGAGUAUUAUACUGUUGUAUUUUUACUGUAAAUGUCAACCAGAAUAGAAUGUCAGAGUACUAGUAUUAGAAAAACUGUUUGCAAUAUCUGUCUUCCAGUAUAAUUGAAAAUGAUUUAUUACUAAAGGUGUUUUUAAACUUAGAAUAUAUGAACUUUUCACAGAGGGACAGUUCUCAAGUUUCUAACAGUGGAAUAGUUACCUAAAGGUUAUAAAACACACAACAAAUAUUUAGCUACUUUGGGAUGGGGUUUGGAAGCACACUUCUCCUACAUUCUCUCUGGUGUGAUUGUCUGUCUUUAAACAUUUCAGCCUCAUUCUUGCAAAACUAGGCUUAAUGCUGUGUGCAAAGUUUUGUCACAGGUGAGCAUGUGCAGUCUGCAUAGGCUUAUCAGGGACAUCACUUUCCACUUUUAAGGAUUUUUUCCUUUUAAAGAAGUUUCUUCUAAACAGAAAUCAUGUGUGAGAGGAAAGUGUCAUCCCAGAUAAGACUUUGCAUACUUCACAGCCUUAUCUGGACAAUACUUAAUGCACAUGCAGUGAGCACUUUUUUUUCUACAGCUUGGCUCAUUUUGUUUGUGUUCUGUAACUUUUUGUUAUCUAUUGAAUUAAUAAUAUAUUUUUUCAGAUUAUAUUAUGCAAUUUGUCACAAUUAUUAGUUAUUGAAAGACAGCACAAUAGCACAUCAGUGCAUAGUUUGAUGUGUAGUUUAUAUACAGAACUAGAACUUACUGGUAACAAUUCAAGCAUUAAUGUUAAAUCCCAAAUUACAUUAUAACUAUUAAUGCUUUACAAAAAGAUAUGCAACUUGCAUUCAAGUUGUCUUUUAACUUUAUCAAGACAACUUGUCCUCACUUUGACCUUGACAUUGGAAAACUUGGACUCAUUUAAAAUGUCACAAUUGUUUUAAACCUUUUAAACCAUCGCUAAUGUCAGAAUUCUUGGUUAACCUAAAUAAACCACUGCUAAACAAAAAUGCUACCAACUUUAAAUGCUUUGAUACUUCCAAUCAUCACUUGGCAAACAUACAUCCCAGACUUCAUUUUGACUUAGACCUUCGUUAGACUUCUUCAAGCCAAUAAAUGAAUACUAACAAGACUUCCAAUGAAGGGAGGAGGGGAUUAUCUGCACUUAUUAAACGCAGCAUCUUGUUUAGAAUGAUAUUAUUUCUGUUUCCUGCUCACACUGUCAUGUAUUGUAUUAUAAUUGUCUUGAGCACUUACAAUAAGGCUGAUUGUAGUUGUUUACAUGUGCUGGAAUCUAUUUUAAAGAAAAUGUGAAACCUGAGUCAAUCUUUUUAAAUAAUUAUUGUUAUUUUAUCGUAAUAGCUAUGGUAAUAUGUUUUUACUAUGUUUUUUAAGCCAUUAUCCUGAAAAGAUUUAUUAUUAAGAACAUUUGUAAGAACACAAUCUCAGGUGGUCUUUAGGUAAUUAACUUUGAUUAAAGAUUGAAAGUGACAGUAUUGUAACCAUAUAAAAGCUAAUAAAAAGCAACUGCUGGAAAAAAUGAGAUCACCCUUUUGUGCUGUGAUGCAAUUGAAUAUCAUUUACAAUAUAUUAUAAACAGUAGACAGCAGUUAUCCAGAAUGAGACCUUCAUUUUACAAGGGGUCUUAUUGAUCCUUUAUAAAACAAGAAACCGUCGGAGACCGGUGAUGCUCCCCAAAGGUUUUUUUGUCACAAUAUUGCACUAUAUAUUCAGAUAAAAGGAACCAUCUUGAGGGCACAGUAGUUGGGGGGGACAAUAAUUUUUUUUUAGAAAAUUUCAAAGGGCCAUAACUCUGUGAAAAAUCAUCUGACCAGAACCGGCUGAUAAUAUGCACAGCUCCUCUUGGUUGUGAAGCUUCCCAUAAAGUUUCAUUGAAUUCCGGUCAUUAAUUGCUGAGAAAUAGCCCGGACAAAAAUUGUGCACGGACGGAUGGACACACGGACGGACAGACGAAGCGGCGACUAUUUGCUCCCCCUAAAAAAUUUUGGGGGAGCAUAAUAACCUGUCGACUGACUUUCUUCAAAUAUUUUACUUUGACUAUGCUUAACUAUCACAAUUACAUAACCAUGCCAUUUUUUCGUCCAACACACAAAAUAUUGAUUAAUUUAUUCAGUAUUUUAAUUAUGAUCGCUUUUCGAUCAGGUUGUUUUAAAAAUAAUUGUUGUAUCAUGAUCAUGUCUCAUUUCAAUUGUGAAUGUAAUCAAGAUUUUUAAAUUGUGUCAAUUAAGUUUGUGAAUAUUUACUUAAGAUUUUUAAAUUGUUUGAAUUUAGCACAUAUAUAUACUUAACAUAUGUUUAAUCGUCUCAAUUUAACUCUUUAACUUUAUGUAUAUUAAUAUGUAUAUAUGUUUAUAAGUUAAUGUUAACUUGUUAAUUUGUUUGUUAAGGGUUACAUUCUAUAAUCAUGUUAAAAUAUGUAUAUAAAUGUUCAAUUGUUAAACAUUUUCAAAUA
Molecule: messenger RNA, 8897 nt
Organism: Dreissena polymorpha
Lineage: Eukaryota; Metazoa; Mollusca; Bivalvia; Myida; Dreissenidae
Exons: 15
Coding region: 36-6152 (2038 amino acids)
Source: RefSeq, a predicted model, not a curated record